CAGCGACGUCGCCUGUCCCGUGAGGGGUCGGGCGACUCGACCAAGCACGCUGGCUAUGGCGUCGGCCGCGAGGGCGGGGAGAGGAGCCAUCGAGGCAUCGAGGCGGCUGCUUGGGCGGGGAUGGCAGGGGACACAUGGCAUUUCCCGCGUGAGGAAUGCCAGCUUGGUUGGAGGAGAGUUGCUUCGGCCGCGCAGGGCGGUCGGGAGCGGGAUAGGAACUCUACAGCGGAUAGCCGGCGGAACGUCGAUCGCGACGACGACGGGCAAUGUCGCGGAGCAGCAGGUUUGGCCAAUGGGGAAAGCACCUUUAAGCGCUGGCACGUGCCAACGGGGGGGGGGGGGGGGGGGGGGAGGGGGGGAGGGGGAGAUUGUGGGGGCUAUGGAAGCUGAGCGUUGCUGGGCAAGCGGGAUCACGAGGAGGAGCGGUAGCCACGCGGUGGUGGUGGGGGAAGCAGCAGGGGCAAUCGCGACCCCGGUCCCGAUUGCGCGGGUUGCCACGGGCAUGGAGCCAGCGAAUCUCAUCGGCGGCGGAGAGCAGCGGAGAGGGUUUCUCUUUCCGCCGCGGACUGCCGCCUGUCCGGAUCUCGACCUCUCGUCGUCGUCGUCGGGCUUAGUGAAGCUGUCGUCCUCGGCAGGAUGUCGGGACGAGGAGACAGCCGCGCCCUUCGUCGCGCGUUCGGCGGGAAAGGAGGGUUUUGGCGGGAACGGUUGGGUCGGCGGAUGGAACGUGCGGGCGACACGUGGCAUCUCCUCCGGGCGCCGGUUGCUUUACGAGAGGAGUCUGCAGGAGCCCUCAGGUCAUCUGUCUGCAGGGAUCUCGAUCCCGAUGGGAAUGUCCACCGCUGAUCUGGAAAGCGCCAGAUCAGUGGUCCGCACGGAUCGCGAUCCCGACUUCGGCCAGCAGCGGAAUCAGCUAAUAAGAGCAACGGGGUGUCCUGGAGCAGGAGCGGGAGUGGGAGGGGUCGGUGGAGGAGAUGGACUACCGGUCGCUGCUCCUGCUGCCGGCAGCAGCCCCGUGGCGGCGGGGGCGGCGUCCAGUGUGGCGGCGGCCGUCUCCAUGCCUGCCUACGUGGCAGCGGAAUUGCCCCUUGAUCCCAUCGUCAAAAUUUUCUCCGUGUCAUCCAGUCCUAAUUACUUCCUGCCUUGGCAAAACAAGCCGCAACGAGAGACAUCUGGAUCGGGGUUCGUGAUCAAGGGCCGUCGGAUUGUGACGAAUGCGCAUGUCGUAGCCGACCAAACGUUUGUGCUGGUACGGAAGCACGGGUGCAGCACUAGGUUCAAGGCGGAGGUGGAGGCGGUGGGCCACGAGUGCGAUCUCGCCUUGUUGAGAGUGGACAAUGAGAAUUUUUGGGAGGGCAUGUACCAUUUAGAGCUGGGCGAAAUUCCAAAUCUUCAGGAAGCGGUUGCUGUCGUUGGCUAUCCCCAAGGUGGCGAUAAUAUUUCCGUCACUGGUGGCGUCGUCUCAAGAGUUGAACCAUGCCAAUAUGCACAUGGUGCUGCGCACCUCAUGGCCAUCCAGAUCGAUGCGGCAAUUAACCCGGGCAACAGCGGAGGGCCUGCACUAAUGGAGGACAAGGUCGUCGGUGUGGCUUUCCAGAACCUUCUAGGAGCGGAGAAUAUUGGCUACAUCAUCCCUGUUUCUAUAAUCCAGCACUUUCUGGAGGAUGUAGAGCAGCGUGGGCGGUACAUGGGGUUCUGCACUCUGGGUCUGACAUGUCAGUCUAUGGAGAAUGAGCAGCUGCGCCAGCACCUGAACAUGGCAAGUGGUAUGACUGGCGUGCUGGUAAACAAGAUACAUCCGCUGACUGAUGUUAGUACAAAGAUCAAGAAAGAUGACGUCAUAAUGGCUUUUGAUGGGGUCCCCAUAUCGAAUGACGGAACAGUUCCAUUCCGCAGGAAGGAGAGAAUCUCUUUCGAUUACCUGGUGUCUUUGAAGAAGGCUGGGGAGUCAGGCCGGUUAACUAUUUUGAGAGAAGGGGUGCAGAUGGAUCUAGACGUGAUUAUUGGCCCGGUGCUUUUGGAUGAUGUCAACACGGGUUAUCAGCACCUUGCCGAGCUGCAGGUAAAGAAAGUAAAUGGGACUGCCGUUCACAAUCUAACGCACCUCAAGUGGCUUGUGGAGGCCUGCAAGGAGGAGCAUUUGCGGUUGGAUCUUGACGAUGAUCGUGUGGUGGUCCUUAAUUUCGCCGCAGCAAAAGAGGCGUCGCGUCGGAUCCUCCAGAGACACAGAAUCCCAACACACGUCUCGGAAGAUCUGACGCAUGCAGAUAAUAGUCGAGGAGGCGCCGUCAAAGAUGUCAAAGACGGAGAUGGCGACAUUUGUAGCUGGGAGAGCGUAGGGGUGGCCAAUGGAGCCGGCAGCGGCGGUGGCGGUGGCGAUAAAGAGGCGGUUGCGAAACUUAGGGCACUGCUUGCAGGCAGCAGAAAAAAGAGAGUGGCGCUAGAUUCCGUAGGGUUAGACCGAAGGUGGACUCCAGCUGGAAAUCCCGAUCGCAAUUGUUGUUGAAUUUAUAUGAAAAAUUUCAGGGAAAAAAAAAAGCGCAUCGAAAUCCAAAAAUUUUGCCCCAUUUAUUGCUACAUUAAUGAUC
Messenger RNA from Chara braunii, 2588 nucleotides. The record is from the annotation of a GenBank genome assembly. NCBI's taxonomy places the organism in Eukaryota, Viridiplantae, Streptophyta, Charophyceae, Charales, Characeae.